Synchiropus splendidus (mandarinfish) is the source of this 2413-nucleotide messenger RNA. RefSeq names its product abraxas 2, BRISC complex subunit (gene abraxas2). Gene Ontology annotation, molecular function: microtubule binding; polyubiquitin modification-dependent protein binding. NCBI's taxonomy places the organism in Eukaryota, Metazoa, Chordata, Actinopteri, Syngnathiformes, Callionymidae. Gene Ontology annotation, biological process: protein K63-linked deubiquitination; attachment of spindle microtubules to kinetochore; mitotic spindle assembly. The record is from RefSeq and is a predicted model, not a curated record. Bases 46 to 1362 code for a protein of 438 amino acids. The transcript is spliced from 9 exons. Gene Ontology annotation, cellular component: nucleus.
CUAAAGUGAGUGAAGAAGAGCAGGGCUGCUAGGGAUGUUUUCAUCAUGGCGGCAUCUAUUUCAGGUUAUACUUUUAGUUCUGUGUGUUAUCACAGCGCCAACAGCAACUCGGAUCACGAGGGCUUCCUGUUUGGAGAAGUAAGACAAGAAGAAACCGUCAGCAUCAGCGACACUCAGAUUAGCACUGCAGAACUGGUGCAGGUUGUAGAUAUCCAUAAUCAUGAUCCUUGUGCACACUUGUUUAGUUUUUAUGACUAUGCUGGCAAAGUCAAUGAAGAAGUCCUUAAGAAUAUUCUCAAAGAUAGACGGAAAAACGUCAUCGGCUGGUACAGGUUUCGAAGAAACACACAACAGCAAAUGUCAUUCAGGGAACAAAUCAUCCACAAGCAGCUGACAGAAAUGCUCGGCGUACCCGACCUUGUCUUCCUUCUCUUCAGCUUCAUCUCAACAGCUAACAGCUCCACACAUGCACUUGAGUAUGUGCUCUUCAGACCCAAUCAAAGUCGGUUCAACCAGAGGAUCCCUCUCUCAAUUCCAAACCUGGGUAACACCAGCCAGCAGGAAUACAAAGUCUCCUCCGUACCCAACACCUCAGUCAACUACACCAAGGUUAUCAAAGAGCACGGCGCCGAGUUCUUUGACAAAGAUGGUGUAAUGAAGGACAUCCGGACGAUAUUUCAAGUCUACAGUGCGCUACAGGAUAAAGUGCAGGCAGUGUGUGGGGAGGUGGAACAGAGUGAACGCGUGAAGGAGAAAAUUCAAGAGGAGGUUAACAAGCUUAAACAACAAAUCGCUCUCAGAAAAAGCAAGACCAUGGAGGAGGAGAGACGGCUCCGAGAAGCUCAGAAUCCAGACACUCCUGCCACUCCAGAGGAGAACACGGAACUUUCUGAGAAUUCUCUACUAUCGAGAAUUGGUUUCGACACACCAUCUGCACCGGAGCGGCCUAGUACCUCACCCAAUCCUCCCUCUUACACCGACCUCCUGUCCCACGAUGACUCUCUGCUUUCAUCCCCGGCUGCGCUGCUGCCUCGGCCCCAGGCGGUAGGCUCUCCUGGACACCCCACUCCUGGCCCACUUGGCUUGGGUUUAGGUCUUGGGGCCAGCCUUAAUGCUGUGGCAGCUCCCAGCAGCCCAUACCUCGGCAAUGGUGACGGCUCCAGCUCGGACUCUUUAGACAGGCAAGCGGCGGGGCAGGAGGACGAUGAGGAGGAUGAAGACGAGGAUGAGGAUAGUAGCGAAUAUGAAAACCUAGUGAGCGAAGCCGCUCACAUGUCACUGGUUUCUAACAGUGUAUUAGCUCAAGGCCGACCGGCUGCUCUCAGUCCUGAGGGGGACGCUCGUGGCUCACAGACCACUUAGAGACUCACUUCCUGUGUUUGUAGAGGACACAAUUCACUGAUGCGCGACGUUGCAUCUCAAGCAAUCAAAGGUAGACAGACUAAAGAAGUGCCAGCCGUGAGAGUGAAAGGCAUGCACAGGUGUGUGUUGGUCUCGGUCUGAUCUCUGUUUUCAGGGGCAGCCUUGCUGAACCUCGCUGGUUCAGUCGGUGAGACUCACUAGUCGUUUUGUUUUAUUCAUAUUGGGAUUUCUGGGUACUAAGACAUGGACAUGUUUGGUUUCAGGUAAAAGGGUUGGUGUUCAAAUGCAAUUCCUGCCAACAGAUUUAAGACAAGCACCGCUCUGCUCUUCGUUUUCUCGUGUCACACCUGCAUCACUGCCUCCGAGCAAGCAUUGUUGCACUACUUAGGCUUCCCCUCCAAGACGAGCCUUGUUAGGAUAAUCUGCAGCUUCCUGAUAUUUUUAAUGUGAAAUAGUUGACGUUUAUUUUAUAAUUUCAAGAGAUCUAGAUUUUAUUACAUUUUCUUAACAAGCACUGUUGCUUUUGUCCAUUUUUACAUUCACAUUAUUAUGUUGGCAAUCCAGUCUUAAACGAAUCAAACCGACCACUGCUCGGGUGCUUUACACCAAUGAUUUUGUUUUUCCUGCAUAUUCAAGUCAGUCAUCAUGAAUGUCAGUGUCUUAUUUGUCAACACUGAAAUUAUAAGCGUUUCGCUGCACUUAAUAAAAUUAAAGAUUUGUUAUUAUUGUGCUAUACCAAUGAGAUCAUGUCGUACCACUUGAAUCGUCCUCCUUAAGCACCAUUGGCUGACCGCCGCUCAGCUUUUGUUCAUUGUACAGGGUUCACAGGGCAGACACAAUGUACUGUAGCUUUACUAAUCAGAUGCUAAAGGUUCCCUUUUCUGCUGCAACAACAUGAAGAGCUACCAUCACUAAAUAAUUCAAAAGAAAGAGUCUGUACAUGGCUGCUACCUUCAUGUCACACUGCUUGUUGUCUCUAAUACUGCUGACCGUGAACGUAUAACCUCUUCUUCCUCACUUCCCUAUUAAAGUCACAAAAGGCUGAAACAAA